Helianthus annuus (common sunflower) is the source of this 450-nucleotide messenger RNA. RefSeq lists its product as uncharacterized. NCBI's taxonomy places the organism in Eukaryota, Viridiplantae, Streptophyta, Magnoliopsida, Asterales, Asteraceae. The record is from RefSeq and is a predicted model, not a curated record. The coding region runs from base 1 to 450 and encodes 149 amino acids. The transcript has a single exon.
AUGAAUUCAGCAUCAAAUACAUUCUGGUGGAACAACUGGGCGACAGGAAAGAGUAUAGCUUUUGUUUGGAGAGAAUUGGACGAAAGGAUCCCAUCAGCCGUAGCAUUAAGAAGUAGAGUAAUGAGCUUGCAAGCGGUAACGUGCAAAACAUGCGGUGCAGCCGAUGAAACAGCUAGUCACAUCCUGGUGAGCUGCAAUCUGGCCAAGAGAGUAUGGGAAGAGGUGACAAAGUGGACAAAGUUACCAAUGGUUAACACAGCCGGUAGCAUAGCGGAAUUGCUGCAAGUUAUUAUGGAUAGCCAAAGGAGCCAAAAAGAAAGGAAGGUUUUACAUGCAAUUGCAAUCCAAACAAUGUGGUCCUUAUGGAAAACUAGAAAUGCAAAAAUUUUCGCAGGAAGACAACGCACGAACCAGAUGAUCAUUGAGGAGAUAAAGGAUUCAUCCUUCUAA